Molecule: messenger RNA, 1724 nt
Organism: Octodon degus (degu)
Lineage: Eukaryota; Metazoa; Chordata; Mammalia; Rodentia; Octodontidae
Gene: Qrsl1
Product: glutaminyl-tRNA synthase (glutamine-hydrolyzing)-like 1
Exons: 11
Coding region: 99-1682 (527 amino acids)
Biological process (GO): mitochondrial translation; glutaminyl-tRNAGln biosynthesis via transamidation
Cellular component (GO): mitochondrion; glutamyl-tRNA(Gln) amidotransferase complex
Molecular function (GO): glutaminyl-tRNA synthase (glutamine-hydrolyzing) activity
Source: RefSeq, a predicted model, not a curated record
AUCCAAGAUGGCUGCGCCCAGCGAUACCCGCAGCUGCUGAUGACCUCUUUUUCCACCUUGUCAGCUGAUGGCUGUGGCCGCAGGCUGAACCCGAGAACAUGUUGGGCCGGACCCUCCGAGAAGUUUCUGUGGCACUGAAACAAGGCCAAAUAACACCAACAGAGCUCUGUCGGAAAUGUCUCUCCCUUAUCCAAAAGACUAAAUUUCUGAAUGCUUACAUUACUGUGUCAGAAGAGGUGGCCUUAAAACAAGCUGAAGAAUCAGAAAAGAGAUACAAGCAAGGUCAGUCACUUGGGAUUUUAGAUGGAAUUCCUGUUGCAGUAAAAGACAACUUCAGCACAUCUGGCAUUCAGACAACAUGUGCAUCAAAUAUGCUAAAAGGUUAUAUACCGCCUUUUAAUGCUACAGUAGUUCAGAAGUUAUUGGAUCAGGGAGCUCUACUAAUGGGAAAAACAAAUUUGGAUGAGUUUGCUAUGGGAUCUGGAAGCACAGAUGGUGCCUUUGGUCCAGUGAAGAACCCCUGGAGUUACUCGAAACAAUACCAAGAACAGCGGCGGCCUCAGUCCAACCGAAAGCGCGAAGGCACUGACUGGCUGAUCGCAGGAGGAAGCUCCGGCGGGAGCGCAGCGGCCGUCUCAGCGUUCACGUGCUUUGCGGCUUUAGGAUCAGACACUGGAGGAUCUACUCGAAAUCCUGCUGCUCACUGUGGGCUUGUUGGGUUUAAACCCAGCUAUGGCUUAGUUUCUCGUCAUGGUCUCAUUCCCCUGGUGAACUCGAUGGAUGUACCAGGAAUCUUAACCAGAUGUGUGGAUGACACAGCAAUUGUAUUGGGUGUACUGGCUGGACAUGACCCCAAAGAUUCUACCACCGUGCAAGAUCCUGUUAAACCAUUCACGGUUCCUAGUUUGUCAGAUGUAAGCAAGCUAUGCAUAGGAAUCCCGAAGGAAUAUCUUGUACCUGAAUUAUCCAGUGAAGUACGAUCUCUGUGGUCCAAAGCUGCUGACCUCUUUGAGUCUGCAGGAGCCAAAGUGAUUGAAGUGUCCCUACCUCACACCUCCUACUCAAUUGUCUGCUACCAUGUGUUGUGCACAGCAGAAGUGGCAUCAAAUAUGGCAAGAUUUGAUGGCCUAGAAUAUGGUCAUAGAUGUGACGUUAAUAUGUCUACGGAAGCCAUGUAUGCUGCUACCAGGCGGGAAGGGUUCAAUGAUGUGGUCAGAGGAAGAAUUCUUUCAGGAAACUUUUUCUUACUAAAAGAAAACUAUGAAAAUUAUUUCAUCAAAGCCCAGAAAGUGAGGCGCCUCAUUGCAAAUGACUUUGUGAAUGUUUUUAACUCUGGAGUGGACAUCUUGUUGACCCCCACUACCUUGAGUGAAGCGGUACCAUUCUUGGAGUUUAUCAAAGAAGAUAACAGAACACGAAGUGCCCAAGAUGAUAUUUUUACCCAGGCAGUCAAUAUGGCAGGGUUGCCAGCUGUGAGCAUGCCGGCAGCCCUCUCAACCCAGGGGCUGCCAAUAGGGCUACAGUUCAUCGGACAUGCAUUUUGCGACCAGAAACUUCUCACAGUUGCCAAAUGGUUUGAAAAACAAGUGCAGUUUCCUGUUCUUCAGCUUCAGGGACUCAUGGAUGAUUGUUCAUCAGUCUUUGAAAAUGAAACGUUACCUUCUGUUUCUGUAAAACAGUAGUGAUAGGUGUAUCAUGAAAAUUAAAAUGAUUUUUAAAGCUUC